Molecule: messenger RNA, 758 nt
Organism: Sipha flava (yellow sugarcane aphid)
Lineage: Eukaryota; Metazoa; Arthropoda; Insecta; Hemiptera; Aphididae
Exons: 3
Coding region: 195-701 (168 amino acids)
Source: RefSeq, a predicted model, not a curated record
UUUUAAAUAAUUUAUGUUUGAAAUUAUGCGAAAAAAGUUUGCAAAUUAACACAUUUCAUGUUGAUUUUGAAAUUGGAGCUCAUCAGGCAAUUACAGACGUGUUUGGAAAUAUUAAAAUAAUUGGAUGUAGAUUUCAUUUAGGACAAUCAUGGUGGAAAAAAAUUGUUGGCGAACCUUCACUCAGAAUAGCAUACAUGGACAACAGUAAUGAACUAGGGAAAUGGUUGAAAAUGUUUUUUGGUUUGGCGUUUAUUUCCCCAGAAGAAGUAGUUGAUGCAUUUCACGAGUUAAUAUCAAUUUGUCCAAAUGAUGACGGUUUCAUAUUUUCUGAUUACAUUAUACACAACUAUAUUGAAGAUCACUGCCAGUUUCCUCCAAAUAUUUGGGCGGAAACUCCUUCGCUAAACCCAAGAACGACCAAUGCAGCUGAAAGCUUUCAUCGCACGUACAAUUCACAGUUUUAUUCACCUCACCCCCAUGUUCAUACAGUCGUUAGGGUAUUGAUCGAAACACAAGCGGAAACAUCGACUAAGAUCAAUUCAAUUCGACACAAGCCUGGAAAAUUACAAUCCGCAAAAGAAAUAAAAAAAAAUGAAUUGAAUAUUCAAGCCUACAGCCAGUUUUUAAAUCGUAAGAAUACGGAAUCUUUAUUAAUUUAUUUAAGUCAAAUUGGAAGCAGAUACCAAGGUGUAUCAAUUUAAUUUAUUAUUAUCAAAAAAUCUAGCUAGGUAUAUUAUACUGUAUUAUAAUAUGAAUGU